Mesocestoides corti is the source of this 3519-nucleotide messenger RNA. The record is from the annotation of a GenBank genome assembly. Lineage: Eukaryota; Metazoa; Platyhelminthes; Cestoda; Cyclophyllidea; Mesocestoididae.
AUGUCUCAGUGGUUAAUUUACAGGGGUGCGUUGGUGAAUCCAACGCUCUUAAACGCAGCGGUUGUCUCAUAUUAUCGGAAAACGCUAUAUGCAGGCCAAUGUUCUGGUGACGGGAAUCAGAUUACUUUACACGACAUCAUAAUACACCUGAAAACUCUCCGCCAAAAUUUGGUAGAGGGUCCUCAUCUAACGAACUCAGAUGAUGUCUACAAGCUACUUAAUGAAUUCGUUCGCAAUAUUAACAACAACCUAACACAACUCGAUUUUCGGACUUUCUUCAGUGACAUAUGCGAAUUGAUUUGCUUGCUCACCAGCAUUGAAUUUACUCUGAUGAUGGAUUGUCAAAUUGAGAAACCCGUGGAUCUGGAAAGUCGUCACAUAUGCUCAAGACACGAAUUUCUAAAACGACAAACGUUUAUGCUAGCUCGCUGUUUGAUCUCUGGAAAAGUUGAAGUCUUCGUCAAUUCUUUGAAAUCCGUUAUUAAGGAAGCUUGUGCAUCGACAAAGCUUGCUGAAUCGCCGUAUACACUUUCCUUCUCCACCAAAGCAAAUUGCAGUGGAUCAGUGCGAUUCGUGCUUCUCUAUAUGCGCUACUUUGCCUCUGCAGCGUCUGGAAAAUUCUUGACUCCUAACCUUUCAGUAACUAAUGAAUCAGCUGACAGAACGCAAGCCAUUGUAUCCACUGCGUGUACUGCCUGGUUGUCAGCUGUCGGUGCUGCCGUUGGGUUGCCAGCAUCUGGAUUUACCAUGAGCUCCAGCGUCCAGCAUUUGUGUGAACUCGUCAUAGACACACUUUUGCCAACAAUACUUGCAUUUCUGGUGUCCUUCGAUGACAAUCGCACUGUCUCGAAUGCGGAUGUCGUUCUUGCGUUCUUUGACCCAUUAAUUGACCUCUUCUCGGGUUCGGUCAAGAUCCCUGGCACGCAGCGGCAAUUACUGAUGGAGCAGGUUGCCGACUUAAUGGUUGGCGACGCGGAUGCCUUAGACGCAGACGCCGUGUUGAAACAUAUUGAAAAAAUGGCCUUGUCUAUCGCCGGCCUCUUAGUUCUCCGAACACUCUGCGAAAUCAUGUGUACAGUGCUUCAGGACACUAAUUUAACUUCACCAGACGGCGGAGCAUUGAAUUUGAUAGACUAUGUUGAAGGAAUAAUACUUCGGCUAACUGACUGCGGGAAGCAGUUUGACUCAGUUGUUCGCCAGAUUGCCGACCGCAUCACGGAGGUUGCAAUUAACCACUCGAAGUUUGUCUCUCUCAGCCCUCUUCGACCCCUACCUGUUCAUAAGCUACUAGACGCUCUCAACACCGGUGACUUCCAUGUUGUUCCAGCUGUGAAACACCGCAGCCUUGAUCUUCAUGCUUGGACCACUUUUAUGGACAAAUUGUGGAACACCUUUUGUUCCACGUUUCCCGCUGGUCUCGCGCGACAAAUGUAUGCUCGGAUAUCCUCUGAAGGACUUCUUCACAUCGUUCAGCAAGUGGCCAAUGUAAAUCCGGGGAAUGACGAUGAACACAAUGCGGUGAAGUCUUUCACUUGGAGCGCCAUGAAGGUGGCUCAUCGACUGAUAUUCCGUUGCACCGAGACUGAAGCUGAUGUCCUCGGCCACGGGCUGCUUUCAGUCGAUUUGCAAUCCAUUCAUUCUGCCUCCCUCAUGCUUACGCAGUGUCUCCUCUGUUUCGGUGCUCCCACCGAUUUGCUUAGCGCGCUUCACACUAGAAGAUUUUGUGCGGAAAUGGACGACGUUUUGCCCUCAUCGCCCUUUGAGCUAAGUACGUGGCUGAAGGUGAUUGACCACCGUCUGUUUAACCAUCCUUCCAGUGAAACUCAACAAGUACUCGUCAUGCUCCGGCAUUUCGGCAGCAGCCCAUACUUCGACCCAGUUACUGCACUGACUUUAGCUUUCACUGACGGCGGUGAACUUCUUAAACCAAUUCUGCACUCUGAAUGGGCAAAUGCAAAACAGUCAGAGGAAGAAUUCAAAUCCAUUUUUGAAGUUUACAAGGCAUUCUUCAAGUUGUUUGCUACUGAACACGUUGCGAACGGUUGCUACAGCACCAUCCUAGGUCCCCUGUUUGGAAGAUUAAAGCAUCUUCAAAUCUUUGAUCUUGAAUCAACUGAGUCAUAUCCAGUUUGGCUUGAAGCACUAAUCGAGUUUGUAGAAGACUCAAUGCAACUGAUAUCCAAGAAGAUACAUGAUUUGGCUUUGGACCGCGUAAUGCUAGCAGAAAUUAAGGCGGGCAUUGCCAAGGCUGACACAACUGAUGCCGUGUGCUUGAGCGAGCGCUGCCAGGAAGGCAUUUGUCCACCCUCAGAGUCUACCGACGACCUGUGUGGGUGCGCGUUUUCGCCCGGCUCUUCGAUUCACUUUGUUAAAAUAGCAAAUGAGGUCUUCUCUUUAGCCAUGGAAAACUUACCCCCGGAUCUUCUGGCGUUUUUCGGUCAGCAAGAUGCUAUUUUUAGGACUGCAGAUGGAACGUACACACCGUGUGGAGGAACCACUGCCCUGCAAAUAAUUUUGGUUUCGAUUAAACGGCGAAUAACUUCAAUGGCUAUCGAUGACAGUAUUGAGCAUGAAUGUUGCAAAAUCCUAUCCACCAUUGUUUACAUUCUGAAUACCGAGGUUAAAGAAGAUGUAAUUUCCUCUCGUGAAAACUUUAGGCGAUACCUCACGCAGGCCUCGGACCUUGACAGGUGCCCUGACGACAAAAAGCCACCAGCAGAACGUCGUCUCCGGAUAACUCAGCAAUUGCGACACAUUCAAUCCGCCGCAUUCGGUGCCCUACAAAAAGUUCACGAAAUAAUGAAACUCAACGUCGAGUUACUACUAACAACUUACAUGCGUGCUCACAAUAUUGAUGCUUACGACCAAAGCCAAAUGUCCGCCUCACCUAAGCUGAGGGGUGAUCCAAUGCCAUUUUUCGAGAACAGGUGUUCCAAAAUCGAGCUCAACUCGUUUGGGCGGCAAAUGAACCUGACCUGGCGCAGCUUGCCUCGUCCAACUCCAGUUAUAGCCGGAUCAGUGAUCGCUGUGCUCCGCACGCAGUUCCUCACUUUCGGCGCCUUUGACAGCCAAAUGGAGGUUUGGGGUGGUGAAAAUCUUGAGCUCAGCUUCCGUGCCUGGAUGUGCAAUGGUCGAGUGGAGAUAAUACCCUGCAGUCGGGUUUCGCACCUCUUUCGAGACUCACAUGCCUACUCUUUCCCAGAGGACAAAGUGACAACAAUUACAAGAAAUCUGAAGCGGGUUUCCACCGUCUGGAUGGAGCCUUCAAAGGGUCUGAAAGUCAAUUCAGCCAAAUUCGUUGUUCCCCCAAUAGCCCUAUUCUACUCUUCGCACCAGGAGUGCCUAAAGGUAUCGGCAGGUGACAUCUCCCGACGCAAGCGACUAAAGCAUAAACUUGGAUGCAAGGAUUUUGCCUGACUGCACAGCCCCACCAGCGCUCCUGCCGCUGCCCAAUCACGUUGCUGUCGUGUUGUUGUGCUCACGAGUCACUGGCCUCGCGACUUCACCUUCUCGUGCUGA